AAAGAGCGACGGUAAAAGUCUUCAUGGUUGUUCCCAAGUCCCAACUACCGUUCACGUGAAAAGUCGGUGUCUCAUGUAAAACACAAUAUUUUACUGUUAGAAAAAAGUUAAGAAGCGGACAUCUUCAUGCAAAGAUGAUCCUGCUCUCUAUUCUGACCGUCCGAUGAUAAUCGGAAUAUUGCUCCUUUUUGGACUUGGAUUUCAACUUUGUGUGUCACGAGGACAAAACAGGGCUUUCACAACUGAUCAACGCCUACAGCUACAAGGUACAACGUAGCAAAACCUUUCCUUUUUUAAUCCGUUGGAAACUCGGAAAACCUUACAAAGCAGUGUAACAGCAUCGACCAGCAAAUCUGACAGCUGAGGGGAAAAACAAAAGCAAAAACAAAAACCCAGCAAGUCUGACACUUUUCCUAUUUUCUCUGUCUAUCUUUUAUUUUUUUUAAUUAACUGUAUAUGUAAGUACCGAUUGAUUUUUCCCGAGUUAGAUAGAGAUUAUUCCAGGGAGUCAGGGAGACAAUAGAAAGCUGUUGAAUUGAUGAGAGGACUGAGCAAUUAGAAGAGAAAGGAAGGAAUUAUCAGAUCAAUAGCUAAGCUUUACCUAAUUUCAAUAUCAAUGGCCACAGAAACAAAAAGCAGUGUGGUGAGGGUGAAGCCGAGCCAUCAAGAUGGUUCUUCGAAAGCAAAGGUUGAUUCUUCUUCUGUCAACAAGAAGAAGAUUGAGAGCUCAAACAAGCAGCCUGUUGAUUCAAAGCAGAAAUCCGUGACUACUGUUGUAAAAACUGAGGUAAAAUCGAAAACAGCAUCAGCAUCAGCAUCAGCAAAAACAACAAAAACUACUACCAGAGUAAGAGAGAAGAAAGUGUACACUUUGCCUGGCCAGAAAUAUGAUCCUCCUGAAGAGAGAGAACCACUGAGGAUUUUCUAUGAGUCAUUGUCGCAACAGAUCCCCACAAGUGAGAUGGCAGAAUUCUGGAUGAUGGAGCAUGGCUUGCUUUCCCCUGAAAGAGCUAAAAAGGCAUAUGAGAAGAAGCAGAGAAGGCAGAAACAACUUCGGAUGGGAACUCCUAUUAAAUCUCUAAAACCACCAAGUAGACCUGAGAGUUCACAGAAGCAGCAGCAGGCAUCAAAGAAUGGCAUUUUAAAAGCUAAGAAAAGAAUAAUUAAUGACAGCGACGACGACGACGAUUUCAUUUUGAGUCCCAAGAGAAGGAAAGGGUAAGAAGAAAAGCAAUUGCAGUAGUGUAAUACUUGAAUUUGCUUCGUUUAGAUUCCUUUACGUUUUAACUGCAAAAAGCCAGAUGUCUUGAAACACUCUAACAAUUGAUAGACCAAGACUUUCUUUACAUUUUCUUAACUUGUGGGAAUAAUAUGACCAAAAACAAAUAAUGAAACCGCUUCUAUUUGGUUGUUCUCUA
Messenger RNA from Juglans microcarpa x Juglans regia, 1418 nucleotides. RefSeq lists its product as uncharacterized. The transcript is spliced from 5 exons. The coding region runs from base 617 to 1222 and encodes 201 amino acids. The record is from RefSeq and is a predicted model, not a curated record. NCBI's taxonomy places the organism in Eukaryota, Viridiplantae, Streptophyta, Magnoliopsida, Fagales, Juglandaceae.